Molecule: messenger RNA, 1029 nt
Organism: Trichosporon asahii var. asahii CBS 2479
Lineage: Eukaryota; Fungi; Basidiomycota; Tremellomycetes; Trichosporonales; Trichosporonaceae
Exons: 1
Coding region: 1-1029 (342 amino acids)
Cellular component (GO): cytoplasm
Molecular function (GO): oxidoreductase activity
Source: RefSeq, a predicted model, not a curated record
AUGACGAAGCCGCUCUCUGAGGGCGGCGCGGGCCUGAAAGCCUCAGACGCAGUGGACGUGUACCACUUCGAGAUGGAGAAUCUCGAUUACGUCGAGGACGUCGUGCGGCGGGAGAAACUGGAUGCCGAUUUCUGGCGCGGACAUCGACUCGAAGUGUUCACGUCUGAAGAGGGAGCUAAGAGGAAUGAGGAAACGCUCGACAAGUUUAUGAGAGCUCAGGAAGAGGGUAGACACAAGGGCAAGGCCAUGCAGUGCAAGGUCCUGAAGGGGGAUGAGGCGAAGCGACGCGCCAGGAUGCAGACCGCCACGGCUGUUACCACCGUCCCUGCCGGAAGCUGGCAUCCCCAUCGCGGUGUGACGGGUCUGAUGCGCCGGGCACUAGAGCAAGGCGUCAAGCUCUUCUCUUGGACGCCGGUGAUGAGUCUGCACCAGCAGGGGGGAGAGGGUUGGAUCGUAGACUGUGGCGACCGGGGCAAGAUCAAGGCGAAGAAUGUCGUCCUCGCCACAAACGGAUACACGCGGUAUCUGACCGAGGGCGACUUGGCGAAACAGUUAGAUCCCCACGCGGCUUCUAUUGCUGACAGCAGCGUGAUCCCCUACCGAGGGCACUGUGGCAUCGUCGUCCCGCCCACAUCUUAUGCUGGCACAGGGGCCCUGGACGCAACCUACGGUGUCGAGGACGGGCCGUACUUGAUCCAAACGCCGCAUGCUGGUCUUGUCCUGGGCCCCUACAAUGCGACAGUCAUCUCUCAGCAUCUCUCCAAGGCCUCGGAACUCUAUGGCGUGGACGACGACAGUGUCGUCUUGCCCAAGUUGAAGGACUGGAUUGCGAACUGGUGCAAGGACAACUACGAGGGAUGGGGCGAGGAGAAGAUUGGCGAGGGGCUGGCGCGGGUUUGGUCUGGCGUCAUGGGGCACAGUGUCGACUGGGUCCCUCUGUAUGGCGGAGUGCCGGGGAAGGACGGACUGUGGGCUGCCGUCGGAUACAACGGUGAGUUUCAUGAAGAUGGAAGAAGAGCUGAUGAAUAG